Zeugodacus cucurbitae (melon fly) is the source of this 3842-nucleotide messenger RNA. RefSeq names its product homeobox protein unc-4 (gene unc-4). Gene Ontology annotation, molecular function: DNA-binding transcription factor activity, RNA polymerase II-specific; sequence-specific double-stranded DNA binding. Bases 742 to 2220 code for a protein of 492 amino acids. Gene Ontology annotation, biological process: regulation of DNA-templated transcription. The record is from RefSeq and is a predicted model, not a curated record. NCBI's taxonomy places the organism in Eukaryota, Metazoa, Arthropoda, Insecta, Diptera, Tephritidae. The transcript has 4 exons.
CUGCUCAUCGCUUACGGCAGCUGCUGCGUCGUUAAUCUGUCUGGUUUGCUUUGCUUUGGUUUGUUGAACACGAAGUCUGCUCGCUGUGCUCAGUUCAAAUUCAAUUUUCAUGGUGAGCGCUCGUUGGUGGUUUGUUGCGUUCUGUUUGUUGCACAUUUCGGCUUGUGCUACCGUCGGUGGUUCGCUAGUUCGAGCAGAGUUGCUUUGGGUAUUGCUUUAGCUUGUACCGCGAGAGUGGUGUAGGAUGUCCGCGAUUCGGGUUUAAAUUGGCAAACGGUGGCAAUUGAGCUCACCGAGGUUUAAACCGGAAUUUACUGCAUCGGCUGGGCUGUCGGUCGAGCAAGCUGUGUGCGAUUACAAUUAUUUUUAUUAACGCAGCCACAAAAUUGAAUCUUAAUUGAUUGGCAUAAUAAGCCAACAAUAACAAUAUUAAAUUUUUGUGAUGAAAAUAUGUACAUACGUGUGUACGUAAACAUUUGCGUGCCCAAGGAGUAUCAGCGACAAUACAAUUGUGAACCAUUGUGAAUAUAUCAACAUAUACAAAUACAUACAUACAUAUAUUACACACCGUUAUUUGUGGAUUUUGUGCAUUAAUAUUUUCGACUGAUGUGAUUGAAAUUGAAAUUAAUUGUGUGAUUUUGUGCAAAUUUAAAGCGGCAAACCCAAGCGACAUUUUAUGCAAUAGUCACUGUGUGUUGUUGCUGUAUGUAUAUUCGCGCAUCAGCAGAGCUUUAGUACAGAAUGGUUUUAGAGCAACAACUGCAGCAGCAACAACAAAACCUGCAACUGCAACGCAUAUCAACGCAAGGACGUUUAAGCCCGACGGCGGACACUGUCAGUGGUUCAGAUAGUGUAGCGGUUAGUGGCGGUGGUAGUAUAAUUUCGUGUCCUGGAACAGUGGUCCGUUCAACAGCCAAUUCGGCCACCAUGCCGCCGGAAGGCUUACACCCAACGGCUGCAUUGCAGUUGUACGCCGCUGCAGCACAGUUAGCGCCGGGUGGAGUGCGGGUACCUCCUUGGGGACCGUUUCUGCAAUUCGGUGUACCGGGAGUGUUUGCCGGCGGCCCGUUUUUGGGUCGUCCACGUUUUGAGACUAAUCCGCAGAAUGCUGCCGCGGCCGCCGCGGCCUCACAAAUGGCGGUCAAUGCAAGUAAUGCCUUUGCGAAUUUAACAGGAUUAAGUGUAGCGAUGCGAAAUGUGUCGGCUGUGCAAACGACUGCUGCUGCCGCUGUUGCAACAGUUGCCAUUCAACAUCGAUUAAUGAUAGGAAAUCGACAAAACUUGGCCGCAGGUCCACCCAGUGAAGGGUCAAAUGAAGAUGGAGGCUUUCCCGGUGAUGGUGAUGAGGAUAGUAAUGCUGCGAAACGAAGACGAUCUCGCACUAACUUCAAUUCGUGGCAGCUGGAGGAACUGGAGCGUGCAUUCUCUGCAAGCCAUUAUCCCGACAUUUUCAUGCGUGAAGCACUGGCCAUGAGACUGGACUUGAAAGAGAGCAGAGUUGCGGUAUGGUUCCAGAACCGAAGAGCAAAAGUGCGAAAACGUGAGCACACCAAAAAAGGACCUGGACGACCUGCACAUAACGCUCAACCUCAAACCUGCUCCGGAGAACCGAUUCCGCCAAGCGAACUGAAAGCCAAAGAAAGGGCUCGACGAAGAAAAAAACUGGCAAAAGCGAUUGAUCGACAAGCGAGAAAGUUACAGGCCAAAGGCAUCACGGUCGAUCUCGAAGCACUUAAAGCCGAAUACAUAUCACAACACAAAGCUAACGGCACCUUCUCCGACUCUGAUCUGGAAGACGACGGCAUACAAAUAGACGUAGUGGGCGGCACAGACAGUGACGACGAUGGCGACGAUUGUUCAUUUCGAAGCCCCCGAGCAAAUAGUUUACUGCCGGGUAGCUUCUCACCAAGCAGUAGUCAAAAUGGCAUAGAGAGUCCAGUGUCCAAUGGGGAGCGCAACACCGAGGACGACAGCAACGCCACAGACAGUUGCGGAAAAACAUCUUUCAUUUUUCCUACAGCAAGUACCGGCAUAUCGAAUUUACGUUUAAAUCUAACGAAUUCCAAUACACCCGCCCAUGAAUAUCAACAACAACACCAGCAAAAUCAACAUAAUCAAAUCCAUCAAAAUCACAAUAGUAAUCAACAUCAAACAUCACCGAUUAGCAUCCGGCGGAACAAUCCAUUUAGCAUAGAGUCGCUGCUGUUCAACAACACGUGAGAUUUAUUGAGAUGGUUAAAUGGUUGAAUGCAGAGGCAAAAAAGUUGUUGUACGCUUUCUCGCAAGCCAUUGCUUGCGCCCACUUUACCCAUCCACAGCAGAUACGCGUUAACACAAACACAUACAGGGUGCGCAUCCGCCAGGCCACUGUAGCUGUACCAUAUAAAUAAAUGAAUAAAUAACUAAAUAUUAAGUAUGUAUGUAUAUCAUUAAUGAAUAGUUAAAGAAUGUACCAUUAAUGAACUCAACUAAUAUACGAAAUUGUUCAGCAGCUAAGCGAGUACAUACAUACUCGUAUGUAGGAGUGUAUGUACUAGUACUUACAUACAUACAUACAUAAAUAUCCACAGUGAAUAAUGCUAAUGCAACCAGAACCAAUUGCGCAAUAUUAGUAUAAUUGAUGUACCAUUAUGAGUAGUAAUUUACAUAUUUUUUUCAAAAAAAAAAAAUUAUGCAGAGUGUAUAAUGCCAAUUCAAUAAUUUACCAAAAUGUAUGACAUUAUGUGAUUUGUGGCAUUAACUCGUGGGUUUCCAGCAGUUCAAUUCUGUAUAUAUAUAUAUAUAUAUAUAUAUAUAUAUAUAUAUAUAUUACAUAUAAGUUACCAAACUAUUCUUACCUGCGUACAUAUAGUCAAUUGGCUAAAAAUUUAGCUAAAAUGUCUUGCACCGCUCAGAGGCCGAUGACUUCAAAAGGCACUAAUGAUCCUGCAUCGCUUCUCUCUAUCAAUGUUUGAGUUAAAAAUUUCACGACAAUAACUUCUAGAAAAGACAGGAGCUUUACGGAACAGGCAUGCUGAAAUUUUUGCUAAAUUUUAUUAUACAUUAAAGUCUAUUUUCAGAAGUUCACACUGAUAUCAAAAAUUAUACAGUAUGCAGGUGUGCUUCUUGUAUCUCCUUUAUUAAGCCCAUAUUUGAGUUUUGAACUGCGUCGAAAAACUACCAACAAAACAAUUCAGCACAUUUAGUAAGUCGCUGCUUUCUAGUUGCCUACACUUACCAUAUAUUUGUUUGAACAAUUUUAGUAAAAUGGUCAUGUAUGUACAUAUUUAGAUGAGUACGAGUAUGCGUUUGAAUGCGUGAACAGGGCUUUGAAUAUAUUAGAAAUCUAGUUUUAAGUGCAAUACAAAUACGCAUACAUACAUACAUACAUAUGUAUUUUAGAGUAUAGCAUAUAAACGCAUAAUUUUAUGUUUCUGUACAUAUUUAUGUAUGUUUGAGUUAAUGUCUGAUGUUUUAAUACCUCUUUAGCGUUUUAAUAUUUCGUUCGCUUUAAUUUCGCUUUUGUCUCCUUGAUACUGAAUCGGUUGUAUAUAUGUAUUUGCUAUUAAUGUUACUGUAAAAUAAUUUAAAUUUAAUUUAAAGAAAAUAUAAAUAAAUAGUAUGUCCUAUUAAAUGCAAAAAUACCAUGUAACUAUUUCCACGGAAAAUUCAAUUCUUUAUAAAUGUUAGGAAUUUCUAGGUAAGUUCUACAUUGCUUAUGAUGAUGAUGAUGAUGUGCCGUCGGUUGUCAAAACGGAAAGUACUACUUCUUUUAAAAACAGGAUAAAUACAUUUUCUUGUUUUUAACUAAGAAUGCAGUCUUAGUGCUAAUAUACACAAUUUUGAGAUAGUUUCCUAGUAAA